AUGAUUUCAGAAUACCACAUGACUCAAUAUUGGUGCCAUUCCUGCCGCCGUCCUUAUUUACAAAACUCUUCAAGUGAUUCUUUUCACUGUGCAAGAUGCCAUUCAGAAUUGGUCGAAGAAAUUCAAAAUGACGACCAUCCUAGAAAUUUCGUCCCAGAAUUUGUAACUCCGAAUUCUGAGCCUCAACGACCCCCAUUAAAUUUCACAACAAAUACAUUAAGAAUUAUAAGACAAAUGCCAGAUGGGAACAUAAUAAUUACAGAAAGAGCAAUGCCUCAGCCCAACUUCUUUUUUUUCGAAGCUCCAAAUCCAGGAAUAGAAAUAGCUGAUUUCAUGAACCUUUUAGGUCAGCUAAAUCAAGGGAGACAAGGCCCUCCACCUGCAAGUGAAUAUAUCAUAAAUUCUCUUCCUAUUCUUAAAGGUUCUGAAGUUUCAGGAGAAUGCUCUAUUUGCCAAGACUCAUUUAAGCCUAACGACCAAAUCAGAAGGAUGCCUUGUCAGCAUAAUUUUCACAAUGACUGCAUUGUGAGGUGGCUUAGAAUUCGAAAUAACUGUCCAACUUGUCGAAGUUCAGUAGAAAAUCCCCAAAAUUCGACAUCAUCUUGUAUUUAA
This is a messenger RNA of Blepharisma stoltei, 612 nucleotides long. The record is from the annotation of a GenBank genome assembly. NCBI's taxonomy places the organism in Eukaryota, Ciliophora, Heterotrichea, Heterotrichida, Blepharismidae.